Salvia hispanica is the source of this 838-nucleotide messenger RNA. RefSeq lists its product as uncharacterized. The record is from RefSeq and is a predicted model, not a curated record. NCBI's taxonomy places the organism in Eukaryota, Viridiplantae, Streptophyta, Magnoliopsida, Lamiales, Lamiaceae.
AUAUAUGAAAUGUGCGGGAGUACAACUGGUGUGGGUAUGUCCUGGAUAUGGCUGUAGCAGCUCAUAAAAAUUGGUCUGAAGAUAAGAACAAGGCAUUUUGUGGCCCGAUUUCCUUUCUCGUGCCUUGCUACGUGGAUAGGAUUGUUUUGAGGACACGUCUCGUUCCACGUGCAUUUCCAACAGUUAUGGGCUGGACGGCACAACUCCUCAAUGAACGACAGAAGAUGGAACUCAACCCAGGGCCUUUCGGUAGAGGCCACAAGGAGCCAAUCUUUGAUGUGAAGAACAGUGAGUCAAGCCACCAGGUUCAUAAGGUUUGCAAUGGGGUGAAUUCCAGAGACUAUAUUGGUAGUGAACGUCAAAAACGUAGGCGUACUCUUAUGUCUGCCAUGAACAAGGCUGCUGAUGGCAUAACUGAACUCAUGAGAAUGAUGGAAGAGAACUCUGAAGGUGUCAAGGAUGACGAGUGCUCCAAAAUUGCAGCAAAGUCUUCGUUGAAGAUGUUAGGUGUGCAGUAGAGAAGUUGACUCAAGCUAUGGAGGAAGAUGAAAUUGACGAUCCUGAGCCGUGGAGAAGGUGAUGCGCAUUGCUGAAGCAAGGAAGAAGUGGGAAACCGAUGGGCCAACAUUCAAUCUGGGCUUCGACUUUGGUGGUAAACAGGUAGGUUGAGAAAUUGUCAUUAGAUGUGGUGGUGUUAUUUCUAUUUUUGGGGAAUUGUUCAUGGGGAAUGUAAUUCGUAAACAUCUAACCAUGGUAUGUAAUUAAUUAGCUAUGGCCCCCUGAUGAUUUGUAUGUGAACCAAACUAAUAUGUAAUUUUUGUAAUGAAUUAACACUCCA